AUCAAGAAAUUGUUUAAAAGUGUGGCAACUUGGCAGAAAGGUCACCAGGACAAUGUAAACCUUGUGUGUUUCCAAUGGAGGAGGCAACAGUUAGAAGCACAAUGAAAACAGGGGCUGAAAACUCGCAGAAGAAAGUCCGGUUUCGUGUGGCUUCAGCUCACAGUGGGAGAAUAAUAAAGGAGGUCUUCACUGAGGAAAGGCCGUCAGACUCACCUGAUUCAGAAUGUGCCAGUAGCUCAAAGGCAGACCAGUUUAGUAACCAAAGCAAAGUCAAUGGGCAUCACAAUGGACAUCCAGGAUCGCAGCUCGAUGACGGUGAAAGUGAGACAGACGAUUUGCUUCUGCUUGCUGGAGCAUUGAAGGACAAGGCCUUUGGUGCAAAACGAGUCAACAUAUUAAGUAAAAAUGGGACAGUUCGUGGUGUGAAACACAAAGUUAGCGCAGGUCAAGCACUUUUCAACAACCUCUCAAAUGUCUCUCAGGUUUCCCUCUGCACUACAGAAAGAAAAACAUUGAGAAGUACCUAGAAUCUGCUUCAAGGAUCAACUUUGGCCCUGGGGCUCCCUUGAGUCAAUACGAUCAAUUGGACUAUUAAAGAUAUAUACCACAGUAUCACAGUACGGAGACUCUUUGACCCUGUGAACCUUUAAUACUGUACAUAAUCCUUUAUACUUCAAUAUAAUGUAUGCUUUAGGUAAUCAUGGUGAUACUUUACAGCUAAAUGGAUGUGUACAUUCUGUAUGAAUUCUUACAAAUUUAUAAUUUUAAUAUAUUUAUAUUGUAAGGUUUUUUAAGGCUACUCUAA
This is a messenger RNA of Polyodon spathula (Mississippi paddlefish), 805 nucleotides long. It is a transcript of the gene grxcr1b, whose product is annotated as glutaredoxin and cysteine rich domain containing 1 b. Gene Ontology annotation, biological process: sensory perception of sound. The coding region runs from base 75 to 527 and encodes 150 amino acids. The transcript has 2 exons. The record is from RefSeq and is a predicted model, not a curated record. Lineage: Eukaryota; Metazoa; Chordata; Actinopteri; Acipenseriformes; Polyodontidae.